GCCCCCCGCGGCGCCCAGUCCAGCACCCGCCGCUCGCAGUCUGGGACCCCGGUGUCUGGCUCCCCGCGAGCCGGGUUCCAGCCAUGGCCAAGCGCAGCUCGCUGUCCAUCCGCAUCGUGGAGGGAAAGAACCUGCCCGCCAAGGACAUCACCGGCAGCAGCGACCCCUACUGCAUCGUGAAGGUGGACAACGAGCCCAUCAUCAGGACGGCCACCGUGUGGAAGACCCUGUGCCCCUUCUGGGGGGAGGAGUACCAAGUGCAUUUGCCACCCACCUUCCACUCUGUGGCCUUCUACGUCAUGGAUGAGGAUGCCCUCAGUCGGGACGAUGUUAUCGGGAAGGUCUGCCUGACAAGGGACACCCUGGCCUCUCACCCUAAGGGUUUCAGCGGGUGGGCCCACCUGAUGGAGGUUGACCCCGACGAGGAGGUGCAGGGCGAGAUCCACCUGCGGCUGGAAGUGCUGCCAGGGGCCCGGGCCUGCCGGCUUCGCUGCUCUGUGCUGGAGGCCAGGGAUCUGGCCCCGAAGGACCGCAAUGGCGCAUCUGACCCCUUCGUCCGAGUGCGCUACAAGGGCCGGACACAGGAGACCUCGAUCGUGAAGAAGUCAUGCUACCCACGCUGGAAUGAGACGUUUGAGUUUGAGCUGGAAGAGGGGGCCGCAGAGGCGCUGUGUGUGGAGGCCUGGGACUGGGAUCUUGUCAGCCGAAACGACUUCCUGGGCAAAGUGGUGAUCGAUGUCCAGAGACUGUGGGCGGCCCAGCAGGAGGAGGGCUGGUUCCGGCUGCAGCCCGACCAGUCCAAGAGCCGGCGGCGUGACGAGGGCAACCUGGGCUCCUUGCAGCUGGAGGUGCGGCUGCGGGAUGAGACGGUGCUGCCCUCCAGCUGCUACCAGCCGCUGGUGCAGCUGCUGUGCCAUGAGGUGAAGCUGGGCAUGCAGGGCCCGGGGCAGCUGAUCCCACUCAUCGAGGAGACAACUAGCACCGAGUGUCGCCAGGACGUGGCCACCAACCUGCUCAAGCUCUUCCUGGGGCAGGGGCUGGCCAAGGACUUCCUGGAUCUGCUCUUCCAGCUGGAGCUGAGUCGCACCAGUGAGGCCAACACCCUGUUCCGGAGCAACUCCCUGGCCUCAAAGUCCAUGGAGUCCUUUCUGAAGGUGGCCGGGAUGCGGUACCUGCACAGCGUCCUGGGCCCCAUCAUCAACAAGGUGUUUGAGGAGAAGAAGUACGUGGAGCUGGACCCCAGCAAAGUGGAAGUCAAGGAUGUAGGGUGCUCUGGGCUGCACCGCCCGCAGACCGAGGCCGAAGUGCUGGAGCAGAGCGCGCACACGCUGCGCGCCCACCUGGGGGCGCUGCUGAGCGCCCUCUGCCGCUCGGUUCGCGCGUGCCCAGCCGUGGUGCGCGCCACCUUCCGCCAGCUCUUCCGGCGCGUGCGCGAGCGCUUCCCUGGCGCCCAGCACGAGAAUGUGCCGUUCAUCGCCGUCACCAGCUUCCUGUGCCUGCGCUUCUUCUCUCCCGCCAUCAUGUCGCCCAAGCUCUUCCACCUGCGGGAGCGCCACGCGGACGCCCGCACCAGCCGCACCCUGCUGCUGCUGGCCAAGGCAGUCCAGAAUGUGGGCAACAUGGACGCGCCGGCUUCCAGGGCCAAGGAGGCUUGGAUGGAGCCGCUGCAGCCCACUGUGCGCCAGGGCGUGGCACAGCUGAAGGACUUCAUCACCAAGCUCGUGGACAUCGAGGAAAAGGACGAGCUGGACCUGCAGCGGACGCUGAGUUUGCAAGCGCCACCUGUGAAGGAGGGGCCGCUCUUCAUCCACAGAACCAAGGGAAAGGGCCCCCUCAUGUCCUCCUCCUUCAAGAAGCUCUACUUCUCCCUCACCAGCGAGGCCCUCAGCUUCGCCAAGACGCCCAGCUCCAAGAAAAGCGCCCUCCUCAAGCUGGCCAACGUCCGUGCAGCAGAGAAGGUGGAGGAAAAGAGCUUUGGCAGCGCGAACGUCAUGCAGGUCCUCUACACAGACGACGCCGGCAGGCCCCAGACUGCCUACCUGCAGUGCAAGUGUGUGAACGAGCUGAACCAGUGGCUGUCUGCGCUGCGGAAGGUGAGCAUCAACAACACUGGCCUGCUGGGCUCCUACCACCCUGGCGUCUUCCGUGGGGACAAGUGGAGCUGCUGCCACCAGAGAGAGAAGACAGGUCGGGGCUGCGAUAAGACCCGGUCACGGGUGACCCUGCAGGAGUGGAAUGACCCUCUUGACCAUGACCUUGAGGCCCAGCUCAUCUACCGGCACCUGCUGAGCGUGGAGGCCAUGCUGUGGGAGAAGCACCGGGAGCUGAGCGGGGGUGCCGAGGCCGGCACUGUGCCUGCGAGCCCUGGCGACGCCCCCGAGGACUCACUGGCCCGGCUGCUCCGGGUGCUUCGGGGCCUUCGGGAGGCUCACAGCUCCAGCCUGGCCAGCUCCCCGACCUCGGGGCCCAACUGCCUCCUGGAGCUGCAGACGUGAGGCCCGCCCUGCGCUCCCCUUGCUGAGGCCCUGGCCAAGGCUCAAAGCCCCCCCAGGAUGCUCUGCACCCCUCAGCCUGGUCUUCCUCAUUGGGGUGCGGGGCCCAGGUCUCUUCCAGGUGGGGGUGGGGGGAGAGUCAGGGAUAAGGGGAUCCCCAGAAGUGCAAAGCUGAGCAGGCCUGGCCCGAAGUGUCCUGGCUCCCUACGGCCGCUGCAGCCAUCGCUGCCUCUCCAAGGACCUUCCUCUCCUGCCUCGGACAGACCCAGCCAGAACCGCCGCUAGGCCAGGCCACAGCCAGGGGUCUGGGCUCCAGGGACCUAGAGAAUGGGAGGGAACAGGAGGCCCAGGAGACCCGGCUGCCACCUCACCAGCUCCCCGUGGGUGGCACAGGGCUGUGCUGUUGCCAACAGUAAACCUGCUUUUCCUGCCC
Saimiri boliviensis boliviensis (Bolivian squirrel monkey) is the source of this 2925-nucleotide messenger RNA. RefSeq names its product ras GTPase-activating protein 4. Gene Ontology annotation, biological process: regulation of GTPase activity; negative regulation of Ras protein signal transduction; cellular response to calcium ion. The record is from RefSeq and is a predicted model, not a curated record. Gene Ontology annotation, molecular function: phospholipid binding; GTPase activator activity. NCBI's taxonomy places the organism in Eukaryota, Metazoa, Chordata, Mammalia, Primates, Cebidae.